This is a messenger RNA of Cinclus cinclus, 1131 nucleotides long. It is a transcript of the gene DGAT2, whose product is annotated as diacylglycerol O-acyltransferase 2. The transcript has 7 exons. The record is from RefSeq and is a predicted model, not a curated record. Gene Ontology annotation, cellular component: endoplasmic reticulum membrane. Gene Ontology annotation, biological process: triglyceride biosynthetic process. Lineage: Eukaryota; Metazoa; Chordata; Aves; Passeriformes; Cinclidae. The coding region runs from base 1 to 1131 and encodes 376 amino acids. Gene Ontology annotation, molecular function: diacylglycerol O-acyltransferase activity.
AUGACCCUUCCUUCUAUAAUUCUGUUUCAAAGGAGAAAUAUUCUUCCCUUUUCUCAGUGUGCAAAUGUAACUUUAUUUCUUUUUCUUUCUUUAGGCACAGGAUCGAACAUUCUUUCUGCGCUGCAGGAUUUGUUCUGGCUCUUGAAAUCCAAAGUAGAGAAACAACUCCAAAUCAUCUCAGUGCUGCAAUGGGUUCUCACUUUCCUUAUCAUGGGUAUUGCUUGCACUUUAAUCCUCAUGUACAUACUGUGCACAGAUUGCUGGGCUAUUGCUGCUCUAUAUUUAGCCUGGCUGGUAUUUGACUGGAAUACACCAAAGAAAGGGGGAAGAAGGUCCCAGUGGGUGAGAAAUUGGGCCAUAUGGAGGUACUUCAGGGAUUAUUUUCCAAUAAGACUGGUUAAAACCCACAAUCUGCUGACCACCAGGAAUUACAUUUUUGGGUACCAUCCACAUGGCAUCAUGGGCUUGGGUGCCUUUUGCAACUUCAGCACAGAGGCCACGGGUGUCAGCCAGAAAUUCCCUGGGAUUCGACCAUACCUUGCUACCCUGGCUGGGAACUUCAGGAUGCCCAUAUUGAGGGACUACUUAAUGUCUGGUGGUAUAUGUCCUGUGAACCGUGACAGCAUAGAUUACAUCUUGUCCAAGAAUGGCACUGGCAAUGCCAUCAUCAUUGUGGUUGGAGGGGCAGCAGAGUCCCUGAACUGCACCCCAGGGAAGAACUCUGUGACGCUGAGGAACCGGAAAGGAUUUGUGAAACUGGCUCUACGGCAUGGAGCGGACUUGGUUCCUGUCUACUCCUUUGGGGAGAAUGAGGUGUACCAGCAGGUGAUCUUUGAAGAGGGUUCCUGGGGAAGAUGGGUUCAGAAGAAGUUCCAGAAGCACAUUGGCUUUGCUCCAUGCAUCUUUCAUGGCCGUGGACUCUUCUCCUCCAACACCUGGGGGUUGUUACCUUUCUCCAAGCCCAUCACUACUGUUGUUGGAGAGCCUAUCACUAUCCCCAAAAUUGAUAAUCCAUCCCAGAAGGAUGUGGACUUUUACCAUAGCGUAUAUGUGGAUGCCCUGAUCAAACUCUUUGACAAAUACAAGAGCAAAUUUGGCCUGCCGGAGACUGAGGUCUUGGAAGUCAACUGA